Molecule: messenger RNA, 886 nt
Organism: Ruditapes philippinarum (Manila clam)
Lineage: Eukaryota; Metazoa; Mollusca; Bivalvia; Venerida; Veneridae
Product: SH3 domain-binding protein 5-like
Biological process (GO): negative regulation of protein tyrosine kinase activity; intracellular signal transduction
Cellular component (GO): cytoplasm
Molecular function (GO): protein kinase inhibitor activity
Source: RefSeq, a predicted model, not a curated record
UAUGUGAGACUCUCACUUGUGAACUAUCGAGAUAUGCCAGAUUAUUUAAAUGAUUGUAAACAAUGGAAAGUAGCGCUUGUACGGACAUGAAAACGGACAAUAAUCCGGACAGUUCCUCAGAUGAUGAGCAUGAUCAGCCGGAUCCUAGGAUACAGACGGAGUUAGAUAAGUUAAACUCUGCCAGUGCAGACAUAAACAGACUUGAAAAUGAACUUGAUGAGGCCAGGUCAAAAUAUCGCAUCAUCGUGUCGGGAACUUCCGGUCAAAUGGAAAUCAUUGCAAAAGGCCGGAAGAAGAGUAUCCAAAAAGCGCGGGAAUACUACAAAUUAUCGUUGGAUGCUAAGCUGGCACAAAGUGAAGCGUUGAAGGCUGCGCGACAAUUCCAGACCGCUGUAAGCGUGUAUAAGGCCGCACGGGAAACCGUGGCUCUAGCAGAAAGCAGGUUGACAGAAGACACGGGGACAACGGCCGCCCAGCUCACGUCUGCCUGGCAGGAAAUGCUAAAUCAUGCCAUCGCCAAGGUCACAGAGGCUGAAAAGGAAAGGGCAAAAAGUGAACAGAAUCACCAACGGAGAUCUGCGAAAUAUGCCGAACUACAGUCGCAAAUUCAAAUUCUUGAAAAGAAAUUUGCCCGCUCAAUUAAGAAAGCAAAACCUUACUUCGAACUAAAAGCUGAACUUGAUGUUAAACUUAUGCAACAGAAGCAAAAUGUGUUGGAUUUACAAGCUGCAAUCAGAUGUUGUAAAAUGAAGUAUACAGAGUCACUGCGCAAACUCGAAAGUAUUUCAGAAGAAAUACACCAAUCACGACGCGAGAAAAUCUGGUCAAAAGUUCCCCGGAUGCCAGGAGUCGGUGCAGACACAGAUAGCAUGACUUCCGGUAUAUC